Molecule: messenger RNA, 503 nt
Organism: Hydra vulgaris (swiftwater hydra)
Lineage: Eukaryota; Metazoa; Cnidaria; Hydrozoa; Anthoathecata; Hydridae
Source: RefSeq, a predicted model, not a curated record
CGCAACAAUAACUAUCAACCAGUGCAACAACAACCUGGUAAGAAAUUAAUUUCAUACGUUUUUAAAUCUUCAUAAUAAUUUGUAUUUCUUUAAUAUUGUAUAUUUUUUUAAAUCUGUAUUAACUUUUUUAGAAAAAUAACAACAACCACAAUCAGUGAGCUUUCAAUCAAAUGUUUUUGCAAUCUAUGGAAGAAAUGUUUAAUAAUUUUUUAAGGAAGAUGGAGGAGCAAUCCUCCCGAACACCAUCAUUGUCUAUGGCAGCAGCUGCCACAACUCUUGCAACAAUAACAACAACAACAUCAUCUGAUACAAGUGCAGCUGCUGCUGAUUUGUCAUAUGAGGCUUUUAUAGCCUACAGGAGGAUUCACCCUGGACCCAUAUCCUACGGGGCCCAUUGGAUAUGGGUCUCAAGUGAUGGGGCAGCUCUCCCCUCUUUUCGUUGGGGGAGAAGAAGAAGAUGUGGGAGGGGGUUAGAUUUUGAUCAGAAAUAUCCUGUAAUAUGA